Molecule: messenger RNA, 1243 nt
Organism: Zonotrichia leucophrys gambelii
Lineage: Eukaryota; Metazoa; Chordata; Aves; Passeriformes; Passerellidae
Gene: SGTB
Product: small glutamine rich tetratricopeptide repeat co-chaperone beta
Exons: 11
Coding region: 159-1073 (304 amino acids)
Biological process (GO): post-translational protein targeting to endoplasmic reticulum membrane
Cellular component (GO): TRC complex; membrane
Molecular function (GO): molecular adaptor activity; protein binding
Source: RefSeq, a predicted model, not a curated record
GCCCGCGGGCGCAGUGCUCAGCGCUCAGCGCCGCUCCGCCGCGGUCCUGCGCAUCCGCUUCCGCCGCCCCCUCACGCCCCCGCGUCCCUGGUGUCUCGCAGCUGGAGGCAGCGCGGACUCGCCGCAUCUCGCACGACGUAACAGAAAACAAUUCCAACAUGUCAUCAGUCAAGCGCUUGGUUUAUGCAGUCAUCCAUUUCUUGAGAGAACAGAGUCAGAUGGAUACUUUCACUCCAGAUGAACAAGAAAGCUUGGAAGUUGCAAUUCAGUGUCUGGAGACUGUGUUUAAGAUUUCCCUGGAAGAUACUCAUCUUGCAUCCUCACAGCAUUUGAUAGAAAUGUUCACAAAUUCUAUUCAAAAGAGUGACAUGCUGCCUCUCUCACGUUCUUUACCAGAAGGUGUUGUAAAGGCUGACCAACUGAAGGAUGAAGGUAAUAAUCAUAUGAAGGAAGAAAAUUAUGGUGCUGCAGUGGAUUGUUACACUAGGGCUAUAGAACUGGAUCCAAACAAUGCAGUGUAUUACUGCAACAGGGCUGCUGCUCAAAGUAAGCUCAACAACUUCAGGGAAGCAAUAAAGGACUGUGAGAGUGCCAUAGCAAUAGAUCCGAAGUACAGCAAAGCAUAUGGAAGAAUGGGGUUGGCUCUGACCUCCGUGAAUAAAUAUGAAGAAGCAGUUACCAGUUAUCAAAAAGCACUGGAUCUUGAUCCAGAGAAUGACUCUUACAAGUCAAAUUUGAAAAUAGCAGAACAGAAACUAAGAGAUGUGUCCAGUCCUACUGGAACUGGACUGAGUUUUGACAUGGCAAGUUUGAUAAACAAUCCUGCCUUCAUUAGCAUGGCAGCAAGCUUAAUGCAAAAUCCUCAAAUUCAACAACUGAUGUCAGGGAUGAUGUCAAAUGCCAUUGGUGGCCCUGCUGCUGGGGUUGGCGGCCUUUCGGAUUUGUCCAGCCUGAUCCAUGCGGGGCAGCAGUUUGCACAGCAGAUACAGCAGCAGAAUCCUGAGCUCAUAGAGCAACUGAGAAAUCAUAUCCGGAGCCGGUAUUUGAGUGGCAGUACUGAAGAACAUUCCUGACUUCAACAAGUCACAUGAAUUGGAAUGAUGUAUAACCCCAAAAUGCAUACCAUAGUUAGUAGCAAAAGCACCAUUGUAACUCUUCUGCUUGAAUAGAAGACAGAAAAUUCUUUGUGUGUGUUUGCAAACAAGAAUAAAUCUGGUAAACAGAUCUCUUGCACAUAACUUGG